Molecule: messenger RNA, 1137 nt
Organism: Miscanthus lutarioriparius
Lineage: Eukaryota; Viridiplantae; Streptophyta; Magnoliopsida; Poales; Poaceae
Source: the annotation of a GenBank genome assembly
AUGCGUAUGCGAGAAGGCCGCUCGUCGGCGGCGGCGGCAGAGCAAGCGGCACAGCAGCGCGUGCUGCGGCGGAACCUGCGCUCGGAUCGGAUGGAGUCCAGAGGCAAGGAGCGGUCUUUGGAGCAGGUCCAAGAACACGAUGAGCAUGUCAGCAAGAAGCGGCGCCAUGGAGUCAUGGGAGCAGAAACGACAGAAUCACUGGAUCAGAUCCAAGGUAACUCUAGCACCGACGAAUGGUGCUCCGAGUUCGAGGCUGAGGAGAAAGUUGCUAGUCAACUAGCCAAGAAACCAUGGUUAAAUCCAGCAGAUGUAAUGGUGAACAUAAAAUCGGUUUCGCUUCUCUCCACUGAAAUAAGAUCCAGCUUAGAGCGCACCAUGCAAGUAUGGGGUUACAUCAACAAGCUUCUUCGCCACCCCGAAUCAAACAAAAAAAUCGUGGUUCCUAAAUCAUACGAAUCAUGGAUAAGCAUGGCAAUGGGAUACGUGCGGCAGGAUUUGGACAAGAUCAAGGAGCUGAUAGGUGCGCCUGUGCUGGACAAGGUUGCUCUGGUCGCCAAGAUAGCAAAGAGCCUAGAGAGCUGGAAAAUGCUGUUGCAUGGUCAUGCCGUCUCAAAGGAGGUAUCCAGUUUGAUGCGCGAGCUAGAGGAUCUGAAGAAAAACCUCUCUGAUGAUGACGCAAAAGCGACGAAGCAAAGCGAAGAAGAACAAAUAAUGCAGGGCCAUCGGACCACGGAAAAUAAUUCCCUUCGCUCUGUGACGCGUGGCCUUGCCUCUAUCAAGGAUUAUGAUGCGGCCUUGGACUGGGAGAAACUCGUCGGAGAAGCGGAGAGGAAGAGGCAGCGUCUCUCAAAGGUCAAGGAGCUGGAGAGAGCGCUGCGCCUGGCGCAGUCCGAUCUCUCCAAGGAAGAGGAGCGUGAAGCAAACAGAGUGACCUCACGCGCCCGGCACAGCAACACGGUGAGCAGAGUUUCAGAAGCUGUCACAGAUCUUUCAAAGCUACUGGCACAGACCAACACCUGCUGGGAGGCCAUGAGAGGUAGCAUCCAAGACGAAGGGAUCUCGGCACAGCUGUGGUUCCAGCUCAAAUUCGUGGAGUCAUGCCAAAUUAAAAUAGAGGGUGCUGAUGAUGAUGAGUAA